AUGAAUAUAGCAAGUUUUUCAGAAAUUGAAUCAUAUGAUUUUACUACUCCAGAAGAUAAACCUAAUGAAUCUGAAGAAAGAGAAUGGGAGUUUACUGAUGAUAAGAAUAAUAAACAUAAUGACAAUGAGUCUUUAUCUGAUGAAGAUAGUGAAUACGAGUAUAAUUAUGAAAUUGUAAUUAAGUUAGCCAAUG
This is a messenger RNA of Racocetra fulgida, 193 nucleotides long. The record is from the annotation of a GenBank genome assembly. Lineage: Eukaryota; Fungi; Glomeromycota; Glomeromycetes; Diversisporales; Gigasporaceae.